AUGGUUAUAUGGCAAUCCUCGCGCCUGAGUGCUCGUAUCACGCAAGAAAUGAGAUCCCAGAAGAACUUGACCUCAAUAUCGAGCGGCAAGCGCUCUGCGUCGGCAGGAGUGCUACAGCAGGAGUCAAAGUUGAAGAAGGAGAUGGUCGCCGUCGCCCUGCCGGUGAUGCCCUCGGCAUGCUCGGCCGGCGGGAGAUUGGGUCUGGGGACGAUCAUGCGGAUGGGCACAUCACUUGCUCUAUGGGCGACGCUCGGUAUCCUAUGGCUACCAUGGGCUAGCUUGGUGAGCGCAAUGCGUCCCGGCCGGGUUGCACAACUGAGGCAGGAGACUGUGCACAUGUUCUAUCACGGUUUCGACAACUAUAUGGGCAUCGCCUUCCCCGAAGAUGAGUUGCGGCCCGUGUCUUGUACUCCAUUAACCCGAGAUCGCCUCAAUCCCCGACAUGUCGAGCUGAACGACGUCCUUGGAAACUACUCCUUGACCCUGAUAGACAGCCUGUCGACAUUGGCGAUACUUGCAUCUGCCCCACCCGAUACCGAGAAUACGGGGCCCAAGGCGUUGAAGGAUUUUCAGGAAGGGAUCGCUGCUUUGGUAGAGCAAUAUGGGGACGGGCGGCCCGGUCCGUCAGGUCAAGGACUUCGCGAAAGAGGGUUCAAUGUCGACAGUAAGGUACAAGUCUUUGAAACUGUCAUCAGGGGUGUGGGUGGCUUGUUGAGCGCGCAUUUGUUCGCUGUUGGGGACCUGCCAAUCUCCGGCUACGAUUCAGGAAGAACCAACGACGAUGUGGAACAACGCCCAGUCGUGUGGCCCAGCGGAUUCAAAUACGAUGGUCAACUCCUUCGCCUGGCGUUCGAUUUGGCUCAACGUUUGCUUCCUGCUUUCUACACCCAAACGGGCAUGCCCUACCCUCGUGUCAACCUCAGACACGGAAUCCCGUUUUACCUCAACUCCCCGCUCAACGAGAACAUCAGCCUAGAUUCCGACGGGGAUGGAGGUGAAGAUCCUCCCGAGAUUACCGAAACCUGCAGUGCUGGCGCAGGAAGUUUGGUGCUCGAGUUUACCGUCUUGAGCCGGUUAACAGGUGAUCCAAGGUUUGAACAGGCGGCCAAGAGAGCGUUUUGGGCUGUCUGGUCAAGGAGGAGUAACAUUGGCCUCAUAGGUGCCGGUGUUGAUGCUGAGGCCGGCCACUGGAUCGGCGGCUUUUCUGGCAUCGGUGCUGGAAUUGACAGUUUCUUCGAAUAUGCGUUGAAAACACAUAUUUUAUUGUCCGGCCACGAGCUGCCUAAUCGCACGAUGCCCUCCCAUAUGCCAUAUGGCAGUUCGCUCGACCCAAACUCCAUCUACACUCCUCUGUCUGACGAGGACAAUUCACCAGAUGCGUUUUUAGAAGCCUGGCAUCAUUCCCAUGCCGCUAUCAAACGACAUCUGUACUCAGAUAUGCAUCAUCCACAUUACAUCAACGUCCACGUCUCCACAGGUUCGCCCCAAGCGUAUUGGAUCGACAGUCUGGGGGCAUAUUACCCGGGCCUCUUGACCCUCGCCGGCGAGCUCGAAGAGGCUAUUGAGACACAUCUUCUUUACACAGCAUUAUGGACUCGAUAUUCUGCACUACCGGAACGAUGGUCUGUCCGCGACGGUAAUGUCGAAGGUGGCCUAGGCUGGUGGCCUGGUCGUCCUGAGUUCAUCGAGUCCACCUAUCAUAUUUAUCGAGCUACGAAGGAUCCGUGGUAUCUCUAUGCUGGCGAGAUGGUCCUAAAGGAUAUUACCAGGAGGUGCUGGACCAAGUGCGGCUGGUCAGGUUUGCAAGACGUCAGGACGGGGGAGAAGAGCGACCGGAUGGAGAGCUUCUUUCUUGGUGAGACAGCCAAGUAUCUGUAUCUCUUGUUCGAUCCCAAUCAUCCAUUGAACAAGCUAGAUGCACCUUACGUCUUCACCACCGAAGGACAUCCACUUCUCAUUCCCCGAAGACCCGGUCGCACCACGAAACACAACAACGCGCCUCCAAUCAAAAAGGAUAUACAAUCCUACCUUGACGAUAACUUUACCAACUCAUGCCCUCUUCCACCACCGCUCCCACCUUUUACUGGGUCUGCAACUGCAGCGCGGCCAGAUCUUUACCAUGCCUCUAGCUUAAUUCGCCUACACCAGGUUCCAAACAUCCAUGCGGCUAUCUCAGCUCCAGAGACACUACUUGGACCUGGAGAACCACAAUCGAAGCAGGCCUUUGGAGCAAAGCCCAAUCAUACAGUCUUCCCCUGGACCUUGCCGUCCUCGAUGCUGCCAAGUGAUGGUAUUUGCGCAGUUAUACGUCAACAACACACCUCCACGAUCGAAUUCCCCUCCAACACCCAGCAAGUUGUUGGAAGUGCGCUCAAUAUGAUGUUCGGCGGCCACAACCUUGUUCGCAUGGCCGAAGGAAUCGCAAUCAAUAGUCUCAAUGGCCUCAAGCUGACUAUGGUGCAAGAAGAGCCGCCGGACGUGAAUGAUCGCACAUGGAGAGUCCAAAGCAUUGGGAACUUGCCGCUGGGUAAAGAUGAGAAAGUCUUCAUGAGUCGUGAUAUCCUCACAGACAUGGCGGAUCCACUUUUCCAUCGAAUCAGAGACUCGGUCAUCGUUGAUAUCCUCAUCCAGUCUGAGGUGCCGGCUGAGAAGAAUGAAACGACCGUGUUUGAUCAGAAUGAUGGGACUAGGCCAGAGACUACUCAAGCACCAAUCGAGACGCAGGAAAGAGGACUGGGAGCUACUAACCUCUUCAGUUCCUUCUUGCAGCAAAUUACGUCGGUGCUGAAAGAGCCAGUCGCUACGCUCGGUCCCCUGCCAGCUCCGAUCCCCCAAUACCGGUACGCAGAAGUUCCUGCAAUUACACCGGUCGGACUUGGCGCAGCUCCAGUGCCUGAUGUUUUAGAAGCUCCCAAUCCUAUUUCAGGUACACACAUCGACUCAUUGUCGUGGAAAAGGAUCUACUUUGCGGAUCAGGCCUGCCACGGGAAGCUGCCAGACACAGCAGCUAAGAACCACCAGGUCAUCAUCAUGCGGCGAGGUGGCUGUUCGUUCUCUGAAAAGCUGGCCAAUGUUCCAGCAUAUGCACCGCAUCGAAACGCGCUGCAGCUCGUCAUCGUCGUUUCGGAGGAUGACGAGGAAAGCAAUGAGGGAGAUUAUGACAUCUGGGGCUUCAACUUUGUCAGGCCGCUACUGGACGAAACUCAAAGGACGCCUUCGGGGAUUGUCAGACACCAUCCUAUUGCGAUGCUCAUGGUGGGUGGUGGCGGUGAAACUUAUGAGGCUCUGGAAAAGGCGAGGAGUCUCGGAUUGAGGAGGAGAUACCAUGUUGAAAGCCAGGGCUUAACUGUGAGCAAUCUUGUUGUGUUAUAA
This is a messenger RNA of Truncatella angustata, 3372 nucleotides long. Its product is annotated as glycoside hydrolase family 47 protein. NCBI's taxonomy places the organism in Eukaryota, Fungi, Ascomycota, Sordariomycetes, Amphisphaeriales, Sporocadaceae. Gene Ontology annotation, cellular component: endoplasmic reticulum; membrane. The record is from RefSeq and is a predicted model, not a curated record. Gene Ontology annotation, molecular function: calcium ion binding; mannosyl-oligosaccharide 1,2-alpha-mannosidase activity. The transcript is spliced from 3 exons. Bases 1 to 3372 code for a protein of 1123 amino acids. Gene Ontology annotation, biological process: mannose trimming involved in glycoprotein ERAD pathway; endoplasmic reticulum mannose trimming; carbohydrate metabolic process.